AUGGGUAUAGAUUUGCCUCUGUACCCAGAAGUUGACAAGCGUGAUGUGAUUUACUAUGGCUCAUUCCAUGCUGUUGCCAGUGGGAUAAUAACAGUUUGUUCUGGGGGAAAUUCAAGGUCGGCUGCUGGAACAGUGGAGGAUGUGGCACCUUGGGUCAUUUCUGUUGCAGCUAGUACUAUGGAUAAAUCGUUUCCCACGAUCAUCAUGCUAGGAAACAAUAAAAAAUUCACGAUAACUUUGAAUGAGACUUGGGUAUCUGGACGAGUGGUGCUCUGGUUCACUUUAGAAGCAGGUGAGGAAAACAUAAAGGAAGCUCAGACUAAUGUCCGGAACUCAGAUACUAAAUUACAUUUGCUGCACGAGGUAUAUUAUCAAAUUUUACUUCUUUAA
This is a messenger RNA of Fraxinus pennsylvanica, 390 nucleotides long. NCBI's taxonomy places the organism in Eukaryota, Viridiplantae, Streptophyta, Magnoliopsida, Lamiales, Oleaceae. The record is from the annotation of a GenBank genome assembly.